Eufriesea mexicana is the source of this 9601-nucleotide messenger RNA. Its product is annotated as Zn finger homeodomain 2. The record is from RefSeq and is a predicted model, not a curated record. Lineage: Eukaryota; Metazoa; Arthropoda; Insecta; Hymenoptera; Apidae. Gene Ontology annotation, biological process: regulation of transcription by RNA polymerase II. Gene Ontology annotation, molecular function: DNA-binding transcription factor activity, RNA polymerase II-specific; zinc ion binding; RNA polymerase II cis-regulatory region sequence-specific DNA binding. Gene Ontology annotation, cellular component: nucleus.
GGUGGAGAAGAGACUAGAACGGAUAGAGAGCGAGCGAAGGGGGUGGGGAGCGCGACGUUCGGUAGAGGAAGAAGAAGAAGAGGAAGUCGAGAGAGUGUAGGCGCAGGCGCCGUAGGUGAUGUGAGGCUGGCGCCCGCCUCACGUUUGGGGUGAUGCCCUCCAGUGAGCCUCAUCCCCCCCAGUACCACCUUCAACACCACAACAUUCCUCCCUCGCAUCUUCAGCAACACACGUCGACCGCGAUCGGGCAACAUCAGCUCUACCAGCAGCUGGUGGCGGCCCAUCAACAGCAGCAGCAGCAGCAGCAACAGCACCAGCAGCAGCAAAGACAUCAGCAACACGGCGGGCCCUUUCAAAAUUCCACGUACACGCAGCAAAAGCAGGAGAUGAGCCCGGAGGAGGAGGGGGGUCGAGGGGGCGGGUCCCCCCCGGCAGCGGGGGCUGCGUUACAUCAGCCCCAUCACCCCCGGACGGCCAGUCCACCCUCGGGCACGGAACCCUGCACCCGCGAUGCUAUACCGACGCCUACGCCGAUCGCGGAUACUACCACAACGACCACGACUACUAUGACCAUGCAGUCGCAGGGGCAACAACAACAGCAACAGGAACAGCAAGGGCCCAGCCCUAGUCCCAGUCCAACGGGAGGCGACGUGGAGAAGUUCGACGGGAAGAUUGUCUACAAUCCGGACGGCUCGGCGUACAUUAUCGAGGGAGAGAGCGAGCUGAGCGAGGAUGACUCGUUGCCGGACGGAUGCAUCGUAGACGGGCGCGGUGUCUCGGUUCCUCAUUCUCUAGUAUUUCCUCAGAUCGCGAGCGCGUAUUACGUGUCGAGAUUGUACGCGCACCAAGCUUACCAGCAGCAGCAACAACAGCAGCAACAGCGCUCGGCGACGCAGCAGCACAAUCCCGAUCUUCCUGUGAUGCACAGCUAUCGGGUGAUCAGCUACAGAAGCGCGGAGGGUAGCAAACAACCGCCACCGCCUCCAACCGCGCCACCACCUCCGGCCGCGUCGGUACCCGUCAAGCCUAUCCUCAUGUGUUUCAUAUGCAAGCUCAGUUUCGGCUACGCGAAGAGUUUCGUGGCACACGCUCAGGGCGAACAUCAGCUGACCCUGAUGGAAGACGAGCGACAGAUACUCUCUCAUUCGACCGCGUCGGCCAUCAUUCAGGCCGUGGGCAGAGGAAAGCAACCGCUGGUCAGCUUCCUCGAACCCGUGACGAGCUCCACUUGCCCGCAACCGUCGGCCGCGCAGAUGCAGAACCAACAGCAGCAGCAGCAGCGCACCGAAUCCACCGAUCACGAAACGCCAACCACCACCAGCACGCCUGCCAGCACUCCCGGAGUACCGAGCAGUCCUCAGCAACAGCAACAGCAGCAGCCGCAGAGGCCGUCGCCCAGCACACCCACUACACCCACCUCCCAUUCGAAUCAUCCUCUCGCGUACAAUCAUCAGCAACCGCAACAGCAUCAGUGGACCGGUGCUCAGGUGAGCGCCGCCUCUUGGGCCAAAGCACCUGACGCCUCCGGCAUGCACUACACCUCGCCACCGCCUCCCACAUCCUCCACCAAGGGUUCGCCGUCCUCGUACGCGGCUUUGACCCAGCAGCCACCCAACUUCCUCACAGGCACGACCAUCGGUGUCUGCCCCGAGCAUAUGCAAGGAAGACCGAGCGGAGUCGAGUGUCCCAAAUGCGAACUCAUCCUAGCCAGCAGCAGAUUGGCCGGUCCAGGUGGGCCUCUCGCUGGCAUUCACAGCAGAAAUUCCUGCAAGACCCUCAAGUGUCCGAAAUGCAAUUGGCACUACAAGUAUCAAGAGACUCUAGAGAUACACAUGAAGGAGAAGCAUCCCGAGAGCGAGACCUCCUGCAUCUACUGCAUCGCCGGGCAACCGCAUCCCAGGUUAGCGCGCGGCGAGACCUACACCUGCGGAUACAAGCCGUACAGAUGCGAGGUGUGCAACUAUUCCACCACGACCAAGGGCAAUCUCAGUAUUCACAUGCAGAGCGACAAGCACUUGAACAACAUGCAGGAGCUGCAACAGGGCGGCGGUGGUAGCUCAGCGGCCAACAAUCCCUCGUCCUCGCAGGACGCGCCGAUGCCCACCAGAAGUCCUCACCAUCAGCAGAACCAUAGUCCGCACAUCGCCGGCCAGGCCGGGAAUCAAGGCAAACCGAAGCCAACGUUUCGCUGCGACGUAUGCAACUACGAGACCAACGUCGCGCGCAACCUCAGGAUACACAUGACUAGCGAGAAGCAUACGCACAACAUGCUGGUCCUGCAGCAGAACGUCAAGCACAUGCAGACCCUGUCCGCGCUCCAGUCCCACCAUCAGCAGGCACAGCAUCACCACCAACAAGCGCAACAGCAGCAUCAGCAGCAACUCGAGCAGCUGCUCCAUCUUGGCGGCCUGGACAAGCCUCAGCACGCCGAGGCCGCUCUCGCUGACAUGGCUUACAACCAGGCUCUCUUGAUCCAGAUGAUGACCGGUGGUCAGCUGCCGCCGCAGCUCCCGCCAGAGAUCAUGGGUGGCAUGGCGAGCAUGGGAGCCAUGGGGAACCUCGGCGGAGACGUUGGUCUCUCACCCGACAGCAUGGACCCACCACCUGAACCUGCCGAUCCUGAUCCCUCUCAUCUCUAUCACUGUUGCGUCUGCAACAACUUUGCCACCGAUUCGUUGGAGGCUCUCGGCCACCACCUCGCCGUUGAUCGAACGAGAACGCGCGAGGGUGAGAUCCUGGCGCUGGUGGCUGGCCACUUCGUCUGCAAACUUUGUUCCUAUAAAACCAACCUGAAGGCCAACUUCCAAUUGCACUGCAAGACCGACAAGCAUCUACAACGCUUGCAGCACGUGAACCACGUGAAAGAGGGCGGGCUACGAAACGAGUGGAAGCUCAAGUACCUGGCUUCGCCCACGAGCGCCGCGCAAUUACGAUGUCACGCGUGCGACUAUUACACGAACAGCGCUCACAAAUUGGCCCUGCACGCCGCGUCGCCGAGGCACGAGGCCGCGGCUUUGCUUCUUCGUCACCUGCUCGAGGCCAGCGCCAACGUGCCCUCCCAGGCCAAGUUGUACCAUUGCGCCCUGUGCGGCUUCAGCGCCAGACACCGAUUGCCGCUCCUGCAGCACGUUCGAUCGCUCAGACAUCUUCAGAUGGAGCAGUUGCAUCAACUCCAUCGGCGGAGCGGCAUACAGGGCAACGAAACCCCGCACACCGACAUCGGGGACGUUUUCCAAGUUAUGAGCGACCCCGACGCACCACCUGCGCAACAGCCCAGUCCCACCACGCCGACCACCCCGAAUGCUACCAGUGCCAAUAACGAACGACGAGAGGAAGGUAGCGACUGCGGCAGCGAGGUGAAGCAGGAGCCGGAUAACGAUCAAGAACCGGAACAAGAGCCGGAGAACGAGCACGAGGAAGUCACCUGCCCGUAUUGCACUUAUCAGCCGACGUCGCGUGAAGAAUUGAGGCAGCAUUUGCAAGUGGCUCAUGUCCAGGAUGCCGAGGACAAAGCGGAGGCCGUAAAGGAAGAGCCACCGCCGGAAUUGUUGUGCCCGCUGUGCCAGGACGGCUUCAAAGAGCGUUCCGCUCUCGAGAAGCACGUGAUGCAAAUCCACUCGGUGAACGCGGACGGCUUACAACGGCUGCUGCUGCUCGUGGACCAGAGCCACUGGCUGAACAACAAUCCGCGAAACACCUCGACCCCGGCGGUGGCUAUGCCUACGUCGCCGACCACCACCGCCAAACAGCCGCAGGAGGAGGACAUGAGCGAGCGUGGGGCCAACGAGGAGAUCGAGGAGAUCACCAGAUGCACCGUCUGCGGACGCGUGUGCCGCUCGUUGGAGGAGCUCCAGCAACAUCACAGGGAGACCCAUCCGGCCACAACACCCACGCUGGCUGUCAGUGAGAAACACGUUUACAAGUAUCGAUGCGGACAGUGUAGCCUAGCGUUCAAGACCCUGGAGAAGCUGCAGCAGCACUCGCAGUAUCACGCGAUCAGGGAUGCGACCAAGUGCGCCCUCUGCGGCCGAUCGUUUCGCUCGGUCCAGGCCCUCCAGAGACACCUGGAGUCGGCUCACGCGGACCUGCACGAGGACGAGCUGGCGCAGUACAAGCAGAGCCUGUUGCACGCCCAUCCGCUGCUCCAAGCGCUCACGGAGGAGGCUCUGCGCAGGCAGGGUAGCUUGGUCGGCGAGCAGAACGUGGAGGAUGACACGAGUAAGGCUGACGAGGAGGAGAGCGACGCGAGCGACUCGUCACCGUUGCACAAGGAGCAGCGUCUCUUGGAGGAUUAUCUGAACAGUCAACCGGUCGCCGAGGAUUCUUACCAUGAUCCUGGGAGGAAGUUCAAGUGUCAUCGUUGCAAGGUCGCGUUCACCAGACAGAGUUACCUCACCGGGCACAAUAAGACGUUGCUGCAUCGCAAGGGGGAGAAGAUGUCCUAUCCCAUGGAGAAAUAUCUGGACCCGAAUAGACCCUACAAGUGCGACGUGUGCAAGGAGAGCUUCACUCAGAAGAAUAUCCUGUUGGUUCAUUACAACAGCGUGAGCCAUCUGCAUAAACUGAAGAGAGCCAUGCAGGAGCAGGGUAACAACAACACGCUGAUCUCAGUGGUACCGCCUGCCAGCCCGACAGAGUCGCCUGACUCUCAGCAAGAUCAGGACAAGAAGCCGUAUAAGUGUAACAUCUGCAAGGUGGCCUAUUCUCAAGGCAGCACCCUGGACAUCCACAUGAGGAGCGUGCUGCAUCAGACCAGGGCUAGCAAACUGCCAGAUCUCGCUGCCAGUGGUCAACUCGACCUAGCUCGUCCGUUGAUCGAACAGCCUCCGCCGAGUAGCCCUAACAGUCCACCUGUUAACACCAGCACCUCGGGGAACAGCGGAACGAUGCUCUCUUGCCCUCGGUGCAGUGCUCUGUUCGUGAACCAGGAGCAACUCGCCACUCACCAACAGCUUUACUGCAUAUUCAGCAACCCGUUGGCCCUGUUCCAGCAACUGGCUGCGUCGCAGCAGCUCGCUUCGACGCCCGCGAAAACGCCACCUCCGACAUCCACCACUCCUGGUCCCCAGCAGCACAUGCAACAGAGCACCCAGCACUCUUCGCAGACCACGCAGGAUAUCUUGUCUCAGCCUCGUCACAAGACGUCGCAGAUGUACAAGCACCUGUUGGAGAGCUUCGGAUUCGAUCUGGUGAUGCAGUUCAACGAAAACCACCAAAGACGUCAGCGCAAGGAGGAAGAAGCCGCUGCUGCGCUGCAGGCCCAGCAGGAACAACAGAAACAGGAGCAACAGAAACAGGCUUUGGCUGCUCAAGCUGCUCGCGAGAGAGAAGAGGAAGCCGAGGAACCCACCGACGACGAUGUUAUACCUGAACUGACCAGAAGCACCUGUCAGCUCGUCGUGGUGACUGUCGCGACGUCUUCAUCCACGUCAUCUGGGCCCAGAAGCUCGACGCCGGCCUCCGCUCAGCCGCAAGAUCUGUCAUCGGAUAAGGAGCACCGCGAUAAGGAAAAGGAAGAAAUCGUGGAGAAUAAAGAUCGUAUCAGUAAGACUCCAGAGGCUACGUCUACCACGCCAGCAACCACUCCAGCACUGAGCAACACGCCGGUGUCGAGCACCGAUUCCACCACGCCCACAGUGCUGCAAACCAAUACUCAGCAUCACAUGCAACAGCAGCAGCAGCAGCAGCAGCAGCAACAGCAGCACCAACAGCAGCAGCAGCAGCAACAACAGCAACAGCAACACGCUCAGCUGACUCUGGCUCAGCAGAUGACCGAGAUGCAAGCUGCUUUAAAUGCAAUGGCUGCGUCCCAGUUGCAGCAGCAGCUCCAACAGUACCCUGGUCUGAUGAUGGGCAUGAUGGGUUUGCCACUUGGACUGAACGUUCCUGCCUUGGCUGCCAUGAAUCUACAACCACCGUUGGUGCCCAUGAUGUUACCACCACCGCCGUACGAUGGCACAGCCACCGGGUAUCCGCCUAUCAAUGCUCAAGCUGAUCUCCUGGCCAAGCAACAUCUCGCCUUGCAGCAGCAACAAGCAGCAGCCGCUAACGCGGCUGCCUCGCAGAAACGAGCGCGAACGCGCAUAACCGACGAACAGCUAAAGAUAUUACGAGCACAUUUCGACAUCAACAAUUCUCCCGGCGAGGAGCAGAUUCUCGAUAUGGCGGCUCAGAGCGGGCUACCGCCGAAAGUGAUCAAACACUGGUUCAGGAAUACCUUGUUCAAAGAGCGACAGCGUAACAAGGACAGCCCUUACAACUUCAACAAUCCGCCUAGCACCACUCUGAAUCUCGAGGAGUACGAAAAGACCGGAGAGGCGAAAGUGACACCGUUGAACUCUAGCGUAUCUGGAAGCAGUUCCUCCGACGACAAAAGCCCGAACAAACAGGCAACUCCACCGCCGUCGAGCACGGUGAACGCAUCGCAGGCCAGCGAGAUAAAGCAGGAGAUUCAAGAACAGCCGCAAUGCCACGUGCAGCAACAGUCGCAGCAUCAAGAAGAACAGCAGCACCACUCUCCUGGCAGUUCCGGUGGACAGCAGUCCAGACCUCAUUCACCGGCGCUCAGCAUGAGCUCCGUGUUCUCCGGCAUUCAUCACGACGUGUCGUCGCAUGCUUCGUCGACGACCAACGCGCCCAGCACCCCUAUGCUUCCACCUAAACUGGCGCCACAGAACUUCGCCAGUCCUAAUCCCGGCGCAGGUAGCGUGGUCCCAGGCGCCAUCGCAGCGAUGGCUCUGACGCCACAGAGAUCCCUAAGCCCUGGCCGUGGACCAACCGACUACUCGUUCGGUGGGAGCGGGAAUGGGAGCAACUCGUCGGGUGGCAGCUCCGGGAAACGGGCCAAUCGUACAAGAUUCACCGACUAUCAGAUCAAAGUACUUCAGGAAUUCUUCGAGAACAACGCGUACCCGAAGGACGACGAUUUGGAAUAUCUGAACAAGCUGCUCGGAUUGAGCCCGCGCGUGAUCGUGGUAUGGUUCCAGAACGCUAGACAGAAAGCACGAAAGGUGUACGAGAAUCAGCCAGCCGCUGAGCCAGUGACAACGGGCAGCCGCGAGAGCGACGACGGUUCAGGCCGCUUCCAGCGUACCCCAGGCUUGAAUUACCAAUGCAAGAAGUGUUUGCUGGUGUUUCAGAGAUACUACGAGCUCAUACGUCAUCAGAAGACGCACUGCUUCAAGGAGGAGGACGCGAAGAGGAGCGCCCAAGCGCAGGCCGCCGCGGCCCAAGUAGCCGCGGUUCUCAGUUCCGAAGAUAGCAACAGCAGCUCCACCACCACCACUGCUAACGCCGUCUCCAGCAACCCCGCGAACGCUCCCGCUCUCGCGGAACAGCUGCAGCAACCGCUCAACACCACCACGUCCCCUCAUCAUCAGCAGCAGACAAUGGGACAGUCGCACCAACAGCCUCAGCAACAGCCCCAGUCGCAACAGCAGCAGCAGCUGCAGCAGCAACAACAACAGCAGCAACAGCAGCAACAGUCGCAGUCGCAGACUGAGUCGAAAGAGGGCAGCUUUCAGUGCGACAAAUGCAAUCUGAUGUUCGGCCGAUUCGAGCUGUGGCGCGAGCAUCAGCUGGUACAUAUCAUGAACCCGUCCCUGUUCCCACCCGCUUAUCCACCAGACUCGCCGUUCGGGAUUCUACAGCAACAGGCACUGAACGCUACCUCCGGGGUAGCCGCGGACACUCCUCAUCCGCUGAUAGCGAUGAUGCAGGACAGAAAGAGAAAGUACGAGGAUUUCGAUGAGGGAACAGGCGGUGAGACUCGCUCCAACUCCGAGCACAACGAACAGCCCAAAGACAAGCGACUGAGAACGACCAUACUGCCGGAGCAGCUGGAUUAUCUGUAUCAGAAGUACCAGGUAGAGUCCAAUCCGUCGAGGAAGAUGCUAGAGACGAUCGCUCGCGAGGUCGGUCUGAAGAAGCGCGUGGUUCAAGUCUGGUUCCAGAAUACACGCGCCCGUGAACGAAAAGGUCAGUUCCGCGCGCACAGUCAGGUGAUCAAUAAACGUUGUCCGUUCUGUCCAGCACUGUUCAAGGUGAAAUCCGCUCUAGAGUCGCAUCUCAGCAGCAAACACGCCGACCAGGUCGCCCGUGGUGAAGUGAAUAUCGAUAAUAUCCCCGACGAGGAACUCUCCAUGGAGUCAGCUCCGUCGAACCCGAGCACACCCAACAUGAUGCCCCCGUUGUUCCCAACUUUCAACGACAUGGACGCGUCGCUGAAGAAGUACUACGAGGAGUCGAUGAAACGAUACAUCAGCGAGCUACAGGCACACGCCAGCAACGGCAAGCAAGAGACAGUGAACCAUCAGGCAAGCAGCAACAGCGGCGAGUCACCUUUGGAUCUGAGCAAACCGGUGGACCUCAGCCGCCCCAUGAAACUCAGCCUCGGCGGGCUGAGCAAUCUCCUCGAGGAGCAACACGGCGCACACUUCCGCGGCGGUAGCGAUUGCGGCCCGCUCACCGAUCUUUCCGAACGGAGCAUCUGCGACGACGACAGCAUGAGCGAGACCACGGAAUUCCUAGACGACGAGAGCGGACCGGCUAGUCCAGCUUCGAGCACACAGAGCUCCAGACAGGGACCCGCUUCUGCGGGGACCGGAAGUGCCACGGGCCCGCCAGUAGCCGGCGCAGGCAGCGGAACAGGCCAAUCCAGCGGCAAGAGAUAUCGCACCCAGAUGUCGGCUACCCAAGUCAAGGUGAUGAAGUCGCUCUUCUCGGACUAUAAGACUCCAACCAUGGCCGAAUGCGAGAUGCUCGGACGAGAAAUCGGCCUGCCGAAGCGCGUGGUUCAGGUCUGGUUCCAGAACGCCCGCGCCAAGGAGAAGAAAGCUAGGCUGGCGGCAGGCUUGCCAGCCGAGGGCUCGGCCGUCCAACCGCACCGUGGACCGACCGGGCCCGACGAAUGUAGACUCUGCUCGGUCCGAUACUCGGCCAAGUCUCCACUCCAGGAGCACGUAUUCUCACGACGACACAUCGAGUCGGUGCGUGUCGCCGUCGAGGAAGGUAGCCUCGUGCCGCCGACCUCGCCGGUGGUCGGGGCCGGCAACCAGCAAGCCGGCCAGCAGCAGCAAUCGGACGAAAACAUGAUGUACGGAUCCUUGUUCCUCCAUCCUACGGCGAUGUUCCAGCCACAGCAACAGCAACACCCUGGCGCCGCAGCGGCUAGCACGGCUACCACCACGGCCGGUGAGUGUCUGGCUGACCUCUUAGACUCGUAAACGAUCGUUUGGCCCGCGUCUCGUUCGAAAUUCCGCUGAUCGUGUAGGUAGAUGCGCGGGCAGGAAGAUCCUUCCUCUUUCCUCGUCCUCUUUUCGAAAUGGACUCGCGGUGUCCCGAUGAUCCCAGGUCGGUGCUUGUCAACUGCCUGUUUCGCGUCUCGAUCAAACGCUAUAGCGACUUCGGUCUUCGUCCCCCUUCCCUGUCCUUUCGUUCUUCGUCUUCUUCUCUUUCCCCCUCUUCGAGUAGACGAGUAAUUUGUUCGUGAUAAGGAAUUUCGAACCCCGGCGCGAGUCAGCGUCGUUGUAUGUUGUGCACGUGUCCCUUUACCGCGUGUAUACGUACGCAUACUGUAUAAUUUGGCCCGUGUGAUACUCUA